AGAACCUCGGCUCGAAGGACGGGGCUGCCUUUUAAAAAGGCCGGCCCUUCCUGCGGGCGAUGGGCAGAUCUCGGGAGACGCAGACAUCGUUCGCGGCCUCGGCCUCCGCUCGGGGCGGGGCCGCCAGCCGCUCGGCCACGUGCCCGCCCUACCUGGCCGAGCUGGGGCUGCGCAGAAAGUCGAGCCAGGUCAGCCUGCGCGACCGGGUGAGCUGGGCCUGGGGCGCCAGCUCCGCCGCCGACUUCGGGCGCCUCGCGGCGCCCAGCGCCCGCGGCCGCGACGGCCGCGAGCGGCCGCGGAGCUCGGCGGCGGCGACACGCGCGGCGGUGGUCACACAGAUCUUGGGCGGCGGCUUCCCUCGGUCCAUGGCGACCAUCCGCUUCCCCAGCGACACCGGGGCGUCCUGGGCCAAGACCAAGCCGAGCGCUUCGAACGUCCGCGUGGUGUCGAUGGAGCGCCUGGCGGCUUUGGCGGAGCCCAAGAAUAGGAAGCCCUGGAACGAGGUGAAGGACGCGGAGAAGACUUCCUUCGGGAGGAUAGAGAAGCUGACGGCGAAGGGUGAGCCGACCCCGCUCAAGUCAGAGAAGCCGAAGAAGUCGCAGUCGUCAUCCAAAGAACCGAUGGAGGAAACCGAUCGACAUGUGAGCAUUGCAAAAACUGACAAGUCGGACCAGGAGGGAUUGUCUCCCUCACGCGCCAAGACUGACAGAUCCGACCAUGCAGUAUCGCCUGUGAGCCGAGCAAGAACUGACAAGUCUGAGUACGAUUUCGAGGAGUACUCGCCCACAAACGCCAACACAGAGCACUCUGAUGUUGGCAAGUCUCCGGUGAGCCGGGCAAGAACUGACAAGUCGGACCAGGAAGCAUUUUCUCCCUCACGCGCCAAGACUGACAGAUCCGCAGUAUCACCAGUGAGCAGGGCGCGAACUGACAAGUCGGAGUACGAUUUCGAGGAGUACUCGCCCACAAACGCCAACACAGAGCACUCUGAUGCUGGCAAGUCUCCGGUGAGCCUGGCAAGAACUGACAAGUCGCACCAGGAAGGACUUUCUCCCUCACGCGCCAAGACUGACAGAUCCGCAGUAUCACCAGUGAGCAGGGCGCGAACUGACAAGUCGGAGUACGAUUUCGAGGAGUACUCGCCCACAAACGCCAACACAGAGCACUCUGAUGUUGGCAAGUCUCCGGUGAGCCGGGCAAGAACCGACAAGUCAGAUCAGGAAGGGUUUUCUCCCUCGCGCGCCAAGACUGACAGAUCCGCAGUAUCACCAGUGAGCAGGGCGAGAACUGACAAGUCGGAGUACGAUUUCGAGGAGUACUCGCCCACAAAUGCCAACACAGAGCACUCUGAUGUUGGCAAGUCUCCGGUGAGCCGGGCAAGAACUGACAAGUCGGACUACGAGUUCGAGGAGUCUCCUACACAUCACAAAGCCGGAAUACCUGACCCUGCAUCUCCUGUGAGCCCUGCCAAAACCGACAAGUCAGAAUAUGAGUUUGAGGAUAUGUCCCCCACAAAUUCGACCUUGGGGAGUUGAUCAACCCGGCAAGGAUUUAUUGCCGGCUGCAUGCAAGCUUUUCUUUGGCGUCAGCCCAGUUUCCGGGCUGAUGUGGUAGCUUUCUAAUCCUGCGGAUGUUUUUUGCACCCCAGAGGGCCUGCAGCACAUACUUGCAGAUUUGGUAGAUCUGGUUGGCACAUCUCCGCAACCCAAAACCGAAGAUCUGGAGUUUGCUACCCCCUGGGUUGCCUGGGUUAGCGGGGUCUUGAGACAACACCCGGUCACCCGCCUUUCGGUUGACCUCCAACGGCUUAGCAGAACCGGGCCGUCGGGAAGGUCUCCCUUUGGAAACCCAGGCGACGAAGUGGACAGUUUUUGAAGAAGCAGGGGCUGGUCGGAAGCCGCCGCGAAUCCGCCCCGAAGCACUGGAAAGGAGGGUACACAUAUGAGCGGCAGCCCCUUAGGUUUGCCCGAGGGAAAAAGCAGAAAGUGUCUGACCGGAAUCUGCCUCAUAUCUUGGACAAAGAAAAGCGGGC
This is a messenger RNA of Effrenium voratum, 2032 nucleotides long. NCBI's taxonomy places the organism in Eukaryota, Dinophyceae, Suessiales, Symbiodiniaceae. The record is from the annotation of a GenBank genome assembly.